AAUGCCACUCUCUAGUCUUCCAGUAAUGCCGAUUUUACAUUCAACCAGAGGCUCACUGUGGAAAUCUCAGUUAGGAACACUUUCUUUACUCCUGUGAACAUCUCUCCAGCUUUGACUAUGCUAUCCCUAAGGGCCUAUUCCAGUGCCAAAACUCAGAUACUUGAGGGCUUGGGGUUCAAUCUCACAGAUACCCCAGCAGAGAUCCAGGUGGGCUUCCAGUACCUGAUUUAUUCACUGAAUUUUCCAAAGAGGGAAUCUGACUCAUAGAUGGGAAAUUCUCUCUUCGUUGUGAAGUAGCUGAAACCAUUGGCAAAGUUUGCAGAUAAUGUCAGGAGUCUCAAUGAGACUGAAUUCCUUUUUUUUUGGGACUUGGUCAAUGUUUCUGCAGCCAAGGAGAUGAGAAGUCAUGUGGAGAAGCAAACCAAAAGGAAAAUUGUGCGCUUUAAAAGACCAAACACCCUCAUGGUCCUGGUGAACAAUAUUUGCCUUAAAGCAAAUCCUUUUGAUCCAUCUAAGACAAAUUCUACCUUCUUAGUGGACAAGACUACCAUGGUGCAAGUGCCUACUGUGUACCAUAUGGAGCAAUACUAUCAUCUGAUGGAUACGGAGCUUAACUAGACAGUACUGUAAAUGGACUACAGUGAGAAAGCUCUGGCACUCUUUGUUCUUCCCAAGAAAGGCUAGAUGGAGUGGUUGAAAGGAUCCAUGUCAUCUAAAACACUGAAGAAGUGGAACUGUUUACUCCAGAAGGGCUAA
Messenger RNA from Orycteropus afer afer, 756 nucleotides. RefSeq names its product serpin family A member 7 (gene SERPINA7). Lineage: Eukaryota; Metazoa; Chordata; Mammalia; Tubulidentata; Orycteropodidae. Gene Ontology annotation, biological process: negative regulation of endopeptidase activity. Gene Ontology annotation, molecular function: serine-type endopeptidase inhibitor activity. The record is from RefSeq and is a predicted model, not a curated record.